Molecule: messenger RNA, 2979 nt
Organism: Pteronotus mesoamericanus
Lineage: Eukaryota; Metazoa; Chordata; Mammalia; Chiroptera; Mormoopidae
Gene: PMFBP1
Product: polyamine modulated factor 1 binding protein 1
Biological process (GO): spermatogenesis
Source: RefSeq, a predicted model, not a curated record
AGAGGUGCCAAGGAAAUGAAAAAUGAGGCAGGGGAAAGAGACAGAGAAGUGAGCAGCCUGAACAGCAAGCUCUUAAGCCUGCAAGUUGACAUCAAGAAUCUACAUGAUGUUUGCAAGAGACAGGGGAAGACCUUGCAGGAGAAUCAGCUCUGUGUGGAAGAGGCACUGAUGAACAGCAGCCACAAUAAAAAACAAACGUUGGCAUUUGAGGAAUCACAGAUGGAGUUUGGGCCCAGUAAACAAUGUCACCUGAGACAGCUCCAACAACUCAAGAAAAAAUUGCUGGCCCUUCAGCAAGAACUGGAGUUUCGCACAGAGGAGUUGCAGACUUCUUACUGUUCCCUCCUGCAGUAUCAGUCCGUCCUAGAGAAGCAGACUUCUGACCUGGUUCUUCUUCACCAUCACUGCAAACUGAAAGAAGAUGAGGAACCUGAGAGCAAGGGUGAUCACUCAAAGGUGCGUAUAUACACAUCUCCCUGUAUGAUUCAAGAGCAUCAGGAGACCCUGAAACGACUGUCUGAAGUCUGGCAAAAGGUCUCUGAACAGGAUGAUCUGAUCCAGGAACUUCGAAAUAAGCUAGCCUGCAGUAAUGCUUUGGUUCUGGAACGUGAAGAGGCUUUGAUAAAAUUACAAGCAGACUUUGCUUCUUAUACAGCCACCCACCGACAUCCUCCUAGUUCCUCAGAAGAUUGUGAAGACAUCAAAAAGAUCCUGAAGCACCUACAGGAGCAAAAGGACAGCCAGUGCCUGCAUGUGGAGGAAUACCAGAACCUUGUGAAGGACUUGCGCAUGGAGCUCGAGGCUGUGUCAGAACAAAAGAAAAACAUCAUGAAGGAAAUGAUGAAGUUGGAGCUGGACCUGCACGGGCUGCGGGAGGAGACAUCCGCCCAUCUGGAGAGGAAGGAGAAGGACGUUAUGAUCCUGCAGCACCGGCUGCAGGAGGUGCAGAUGCAGUUCACAGAGACCCAAAAGCUGGGUUUGAAGAAAGACACGCUCCUCCAAGAGAAAGAUGAAAUGCUGCACGAGCUAGAGAAAGAGCUGACACAGGUUCAGACUACCCUCCUGAAAAAAGAGAUGGAGUUGGAGAAGCAGCAACUAAUGACAACAGAACUCGAAAUCGCCAUCCAGGAGGCAAAGCAGGAUAAGUGCAAGGUGGAGUGUGGGGCCCUGAGAGCUGAGAUGGAAAAGCUGAAGGACUGUCUCGAAGAUGCCCAACAGCAGCAGAGGCUGGCUGCUCAGCAAGCAGCUCAAUACAAAGAAGAGGCCGUUAUGGCAAAGAAUAACCUGGAGGAUUCCCAGAGGAAGCUGCAAAGCUGCAUUCUCUUGGAGAAGCAGAAGGCAGACACCAUCCAGGAGCUGCAGAGAGAACUUCAGAAGCUGCAAAAGGAUUCCUUGUUGGCUGAAGGGGAACUUACGCCCCACAGGAAACGGAUAGAGGAGCUGACGUCGGAACUCUCUGAGGCCCUGAGGAAGCUUGAAAACUCAGACAGGGAAAAGAAGCAGCUUCAGAAGACAGUGACUGAGCAGGAUAUGAAACUGAAUGAACUACUAGAUCGUAUAAAACUCAUUCAGCACCAGCACAGGGAGCUAGCCUCCACCAAAAGCACUCUAGAAGAGGAGCUUAAGGAAGUAACAAGGUUGCUAGAGGAAAAACGGGAACAGUUGAAAAAGAGCAAAGAACAGGAGAAGCUGCUGGAGGUAGAGAUUGAGUCAUUGCGACAAGAAGAAAAAAAGAAAGAAAAGAUGUCAAAAGAGACUUUACGAAAGUUGGAGGAAGAAAAUGAGAAUCUCAAGAUACAGUUUAAGCAAUGUUCUACACAACUGGAGUCCUCUCUCAGCAAAAACACCACCUCCCAGAAAGUCAUCCAAGAGCUGACUAGUGAGGUAGCCUUUCAGAAGGAGUCCUUAGUGAGUCUGCAGGCCCAGCUAGACAAGGCUGUGCAGAAAGAGAAGCAUUAUCUCCAGACCAUGGUCAGUAAAGAAGCCUAUGAGGAAUUAUCCCGGAAGUCGGCUGCCUGCCAAGAUGACCUAACACAAGCUCUUGAAAAGCUCAAUCAUACAAUAUCAGAGACCAAGAGCCUGCACCGAAACUUGACGCAGGCCCAAGAUAGGAAAGUUCAGCUGGAAGAUGAAAUUAUGGCUUAUGAGGAGAGGAUGAAAAAACUCAACAUGGAAUUAAAAAAACUUCAAGGCUUCCACCAGCAGAGUGAGCUAGAGGUACACGCCUUCGACAAGAAGCUGGAGGAGAUGAGUUGCCAAGUGCUGCAGUGGCAGAAGCAGCACCAGAGUGACCUCAAGAUGCUGGCCGCUAAAGAGGAGCAGCUCCGGGCCUUCCAGGAGGAAAUGGCCACCCUGAAAGAGAGCCUCCUUGCUGAUGAUAAGGAGUCCUGUUGCCUGCCCCAGCGGACUGUGCCCAAAGACACCUGUAGGCUGCACCGGGAGAGUGAACAGAUUAUGACCAACAUGGAGCAAUGGGCAAAAGAGCAGAAGAUCGCCAAUGAGCAAUUAGGAAACAAGCUCCGUGAACAGGUCAAAUAUAUCGCCAAGCUGACUGGUGAAAAGGACCACCUCCACAAUGUAAUGGUCCAUCUGCAACAGGAAAACAAGAAGCUGAAGACCGAGAUAGAGGAGAAGAAACUGAAAUCUGGGCACUCAAGGUUAUGCACCAAAGCCCUGGGCCCAAGCAAAACGGAGCCCACACAAAGGGGGAAAGUGUGUGGCACCUUGGGCUGGAGGGGGACAACCCGGGACAUGAGCCAAAGAGUGGAUGUCACCAAGUUUGUCAGGAUUCCCCACUGUUCAGGUAGGUCUGCCAUUUGUCUUUUGCUACUUACUAUGUUAUGUCGUCUUAGCGCAUGGGACAAAAAAAUGACAGCCUGAUAGUAUUUUUCAAGAGAUCACUGGAUUGGGCAUUCAGAUAGAGAACAGAUCUUUUUCUUAAUGACUCAGAACCAGAGAUAAUUGUUUCCUUGUCUGUAG